CGUUCUGCUGCUGGAGGCAGGCGGCGACGAGACCUACGCCAUGGAUAUCCCUUUCUUCAAGGGGCCGAUUCCGUACGCCGACUGGAACUUCACCAUGGCUGCCCAGAGGAACGGCGGCUGCCCGCUGGGGCCCGAGGGGCGGUGCCUGUGCUCGCGGGCGAAGGUGAUGGGCGGCUGCACGGUGCACAAUUUCAUGGCGUACGUUCGCGGCAACAGACGCGACUACGACUCGUGGGCUGCAGCCGGCAACGAGGGCUGGCGCUACGAAAGCCUGCUGCCGUACUUCAAGAAGUCGGAAAACGUGCAGAUCCCGGAACUUCGAGGUAGUCCUUAUCACGGCACCAAAGGUAACCUAAUGAAUAGCUACCCAUACGAAACAGUCCUCACCAACUACUCCAUGGAAGCUGCUCGACUUCUCGGCAUCCCUGAGGUGGAUUAUAACGGUGAAAAUCAAACGGGAAUUUCUCGCAUUCAAACCACAACUUACAAAGGCACCCGUUGGAGUGCAAACCGCGGGUACCUUCUGGGGCUGGACAGGCCCAAUCUCUUCGUCCGAAAGUAUGCUCUGGUGGUUAAAAUCAUCAUCGAAAACGGCACAGCUGUGGGUGUAGAUUACGUUCGGAACAACAAGACUUUCCGGGUAUUCUCCAGGAAAGAAAUUAUAUUAUCUGCUGGUUCCAUCAAUUCCCCACAGCUCCUCAUGCUGUCUGGAAUUGGACGGAAGGCUCAUCUGGAAGAAUUGGCAAUUCCUUCAAUUGUAGACUCUCCAGUUGGUCGCACUCUGUUUGACCACGUCAUGUUUUUGGGAUUGGUUAUACAAGUAGAUGUUCACCUUUCACCCAGCCGCUUCGAAAUAUUAUCUGACUUUUCUAACUACGUGCGUUACAUUUUGAACCAUGAAGGUCCCUUGUCUGGAUUCAGUGCAGAGGCCCUACAAUUCUUCGAGGAAAAAUAUUCUCCAAAGCAGUAG
Messenger RNA from Gryllus bimaculatus (two-spotted cricket), 970 nucleotides. The record is from the annotation of a GenBank genome assembly. Lineage: Eukaryota; Metazoa; Arthropoda; Insecta; Orthoptera; Gryllidae.